AGAGAAUAUCUGAGGCUGGGAGCAAAGCUACUUAGGAAAUCGCAGCAUCCACUUAGGACACAUUCCCUGCCUACGCACAGCAGUCGUCCAACUGCAUGCAGCCCCUGGUCAUGUGUUAAUACCCUGAACCUCUAAAACUGGUUGUCAUGGAAAUCCAGUCAAAAGGCAUGGAGGAGGGAGAGAAGUCUCCGGAGCACAAGGAUUUGCUGCCCAGCCAAACAGCCAGCACCCUGUGCAUCAGCUCACGCAGUGAGUCUGUCUGGAAUGCUGUCCCCCGGAACAAGUGGGAUAUUUACCACAAGCCAAUUAUCAUAUUGUCAGUGGGAGGAGCUGUUUUCCUCUUUGGUGUGGCUAUCACCAGCCUGACCUGCUUCACAGCGUCGAGAGUCGCAAACAUAACCAAAGAAGCUUUUAAACUGUGCGGGCCGGCUUUCCUGUCGCUCGGUCUCAUGCUGGUUGUGUGCGGGCUCGUCUGGAUCCCCAUCAUCCGCAAAAAGCUGAGGCAGAGACAGAAGUACCAUUUCCUCCAGAGCAUUAAAUCGUUCUUCUUCAAUCGUUGA
Messenger RNA from Euleptes europaea (tarantolino), 560 nucleotides. It is a transcript of the gene PIRT, whose product is annotated as phosphoinositide interacting regulator of transient receptor potential channels. The coding region runs from base 147 to 560 and encodes 137 amino acids. The transcript is spliced from 2 exons. The record is from RefSeq and is a predicted model, not a curated record. Gene Ontology annotation, biological process: positive regulation of cation channel activity; phosphatidylinositol-mediated signaling. Lineage: Eukaryota; Metazoa; Chordata; Lepidosauria; Squamata; Sphaerodactylidae. Gene Ontology annotation, molecular function: phosphatidylinositol bisphosphate binding; transmembrane transporter binding.